CUUUACUACUUUUCCUGAUGGCUUUAUAUGUGUGUAAAAUAUUUUAUGACACACAUUGUAUAAAGCUGAAAUGACAGAUGACAGGUUGAAGCGAAUUAGUAAAACAUUAUCCAAAACAAAGUUAUCACCUCAUAAGAGCAGAGUAGAGCAGAGUUAAACGGCAGAGUUAAACAGCAGAGUUUGUGCACUGCUGAGGGACGGGCUUGGACGCGUGGUUCAGAAGAAGACUAUAGCGCGCUGCUGCCAACACACACAGGCUGAAGAUUCGCAAAGACGAUACAGCUAACGAUAAUACCAUGGAGGCGAAACAACCUAAUAAAAGAAAGGCAUCACCAAAAAUAUGUGGGACCAACUACCCGCUUAGCAUUUCCUUCAUCGUAGUCAAUGAGUUCUGUGAGAGAUUCUCCUAUUAUGGCAUGAAAGCGGUGCUCACACUUUACUUCAUCCAUUACCUCCACUGGAGCAGCAACCUCUCCACUGCUAUAUACCAUGCGUUCUCUGGCCUGUGCUACUUUACUCCCGUAAUAGGGGCCAUCAUAGCUGACUCGUGGCUGGGGAAGUUCAAAACCAUCAUCUAUCUGUCAAUCGUGUAUGUCAUUGGCCAUGUGGUAAAGUCUGUUGGUGCGAUACCAGACGUUGGGGACAGCACUGUACAUAUAGCUCUGUCCAUGUUUGGUCUCAUCCUCAUCGCUUUUGGGACAGGAGGAAUCAAACCUUGUGUGGCAGCGUUUGGUGGGGACCAGUUUGAAGAAGAGCAUACAGAGGAGAGAAGAAAGUUCUUCUCAAUCUUCUAUAUGUCAAUCAAUGCUGGGAGUGUGCUUUCCACCGUCAUCACACCAAUUCUAAGAGGUGACGUUCAGUGUUUUGGAGGUGAUUGCUAUGCUCUAGCCUUUGGAGUCCCUGCAGCUUUAAUGAUCGUUGCUCUCGUGGUUUUCAUUGCUGGCAGUGGGCUAUAUAAAAAGUCCCCACCUGAAGGAAAUGUCUUGUUGAAUGUCUGCAAGUGCAUUGGGUUUGCCAUACGCAAUCGGUGGAGAAGCAGCAAGAAAAGCCCAAAACGGAAUCACUGGCUAGAUUGGGCCGAGGAAAAGUAUUCGAAAGGACUUAUUCAGGAGAUCAAAAUGGUGCUCCGGGUGCUGGUUCUCUAUAUUCCAUUGCCCAUGUUCUGGGCUCUCUUUGAUCAGCAGGGAUCUCGCUGGACCCUGCAGGCCACUCGGAUGAACAUGGAUUUUGGUGGAGGCUUCAUAAUAAAGCCUGAUCAAAUGCAGAUGCUGAAUGCUUUGCUCAUUCUGGUGUUCGUCCCUAUCUUUGACAUGGGUGUGUACCCGCUCGUUGGCCUUUGUCGGAUCAACCUCACGCCUCUAAGGAAGAUGGCCACAGGAAUGAUCCUUGCUGCACUAGCUUUCUGUGCUGCAACUGUAGUGGAAGUCAAUGUCAUUAAAACGGUUGUGGAACCUCCACCACCCAAAGAGUGUCUGCUACAAGUCUUUAACCUUGUUAAUGGAGAGGCUCUGUCUGUAGAAAUUAAAGGACAUAAUAUUUUCCCUGACAAAAUAGAAUCCUAUAAGGAUCCUGUGGGAUACACUAGACUUCCACUUGAGGAUGUCCACAAAGUCUUACCAGUCACUGUCUCUCAAAACGGAGUACCUCACCAGUGCGAACUUAACAUCACUGAGAACCUUGCCUAUAGCCUCAUCUUGUAUAGUGAGGGCACUGUUAUUAAGUGUAAACAGGAGAAGGAUAAUAUCAUCAAAUCUGAGAAAGGAGAAGCCUUCCUCAGAUUCAUUAAUACCCACUCAGAGAAUAUGAACAUAACAGUAGGCAGUGUAAAUUUCUUUGCACCAAGCAGUUACGGGAUCUCUGCAAGCUUAAGUGUUGAAAGAGGAAUAUACACACAAGUUACCUGCAAAUCAGACACAAAGACAUAUUAUAUUGAUCUGGGGCUUCUUGACUUUGGUGCCACCUACACAUUCAUUCUUGGCAUGGGUACAGAAACAUUAGAGCUUCAUAAGAUGGAGGAUGUCCAGGCAAACAAUGUGCACAUUGCCUGGCAGAUCCCACAGUAUGUCCUCAUCACUGCAGGGGAGGUCAUGUUCUCCAUCACUGGUCUAGAAUUCUCAUAUUCACAGGCCCCAGCCAGUAUGAAGUCUGUGCUGCAGGCAGGAUGGCUUCUUACUGUGGCUUUUGGGAAUGUCAUUGUGCUGAUUGUGGCAGAGGGAGCUGGGCUAGAGCAGUGGACAGAGUUUCUGCUCUUUGCUGCACUGCUGGUUGCAGUCAGCAUCAUCUUCUCCAUCAUGGCCUAUUUCUACACCUAUGUGGACCCUGAUCAGCUGGCCAAGCUCGCCAAAGAUGAGGACAACAUGGUUAAGUUAAAGGAGAAAGAAAAAGAGAAUAUGGACAUGAUUGAUGUCCCAAAGAGCACAAAGAUGUAGCACAACUACUUGUUUCUUCUGAUGUAUAAUUUAUACUAAAUAAGAUCAAACUAAUCAUAGUCAGGAAAUACUGUUCAUUGCAUUUUUGUUAAUAAUGGGAAUUUUAGGACCAUUCUAGGAUUUUUAUUUGAUCCUUAUUUGAUCCCUCCUACUAAUGGAUCAUUGACAUAUCAUAUUUAAAGCAAGAAAUAACUAAAUACUAAAUUUUCAUAUGGCUGUAUUUAUCUUUGUGUUUAUGCAUUUAAGACAUAACAUGUGUAAUUUAAAGCUAUAGGUUGGACAUUAUAAACAUACAGAGCACCUAAGGGGACAUGGUGAUGGAAAAAACAUGGAUUUUUUUGCGUUUACCCGAGAAACUUUGUGUUCUCUCGCAAAUAUCUUUAAAAAAAUAAAUAUCUAUUAAAAAAAUUGCAAGAGAACCGAAAGUUUCUUGGGGGAAUGCAAAGGUUCUGCGAGCGAACGCAAAAGCAUUGUAAUAUAAAUUUUCCUCCCAUCUAAUUUUUUUUUUGCAUCACCAUGUCCCCUUAGGGGCUCUGUAUAAAAAUAAGCUUGAUAGUGGAAGAUGUAUUUUUGUGUCCAUUGACAUUAUGAAGGUAAUGCUAUACAAACUGACUUCAGACAACUACAGAGCUGCCAGUUUAUUAAAUACCAAUGAAGAGAUGGGCAGCACUGGGCCUCACGGCUCCAGGGUCUGGGAUAUGAUCCUGAGUUCAGGCUACUGUCUGCCUAGUUUUGCUUGUGGAUUGGCUAACUGAAUUUUGCAUGAAUGAGUGUGUGUGUGUGUGUGUGUGUUUGUGUGUGUGUGUGUGCGUAUGCCCUCGAGUAUGUUCCUGUUUCAACCGCAGUUUCCUGCUCUGGAUCCACCAUAACAAUAGCACAGACCAUAUAUCUUAUAUACAGUUUAUAGACCCUAGUAUGAACAGCAGAUGCUCCACCUAUUGAGAGAAUUGUGGCUUAUGACAAUGACCGUGAUAAGAAUGUACUGAAAAUAAAGCAAUGAUAGAUUUAACUAAUAAGCUGGCAACCUGGUGUAUAUCUGACACACCAACUCAGUUUACAAUGAUCAGUAUGAAUUUCCAUAGACUAAUAAACAUAUCAGUGGUUAGGCUCCACUUCUUUUUUUGUGACAGAAAUCGUGUAAAUAAAAUUCAUUUUCAGAUUGGU
Pangasianodon hypophthalmus (striped catfish) is the source of this 3593-nucleotide messenger RNA. RefSeq names its product solute carrier family 15 member 2 (gene slc15a2). Gene Ontology annotation, cellular component: membrane. Gene Ontology annotation, biological process: transmembrane transport; oligopeptide transport. The transcript has 23 exons. Bases 297 to 2429 code for a protein of 710 amino acids. Lineage: Eukaryota; Metazoa; Chordata; Actinopteri; Siluriformes; Pangasiidae. Gene Ontology annotation, molecular function: dipeptide transmembrane transporter activity. The record is from RefSeq and is a predicted model, not a curated record.